AUACGUGUUUUUCACCUGUGGCCCCCUUGAAAUAUCCUAGGGGCCCCAAGAGGCCUUAUGGCCCCAGGUUGAGAAACACUGCUCUAGUGGACCUCGCACUGAGCCGGGGGUUGGACUAGAUGACCUCUAAGGUCCCCUCCAACGCUAGGAUCCUGUGAUUUGCUCCCCAAUCACUCCAACCAGUUUAUUGAGCCUGGUGCAUCCCAUUAACCUGACUCCUGACUUCCUGGCCUUUUGCUGCAAGCCGAGGUCUUCCAUCUUUUUUUCCUUCCAGAAGAUGUGGGAAGGACGGCGUGUGGAGGAGCUGACGACUCCGGCCUUCACGGUGGACCUCGACGUGGCGAAGAGGAACGCACAGCGCAUGCGGGAGCGUUGCCGAGCCCUGGGGGUGGCCCUGAGGCCCCAUAUGAAGACCCACAAGACACUGGAAGGCGGGCGCCUCAUGACGGGGGGCACCCUGCGGAGGAUUGUGGUCUCGACGCUGGCCGAGGCCCGCUUCUUUGCCGACGGCGGCUUCGACGACAUUCUGUACGCGUACCCGCUGCCCUUUGACAAGGUGGACGAGUGCGCUGCCUUGGCAGAAAAGCUGGAGAUGUUUCAGGUGAUGGUGGACAGCCCCCAGGCCCUGGGCCGGCUGAAAGAGCGGCCCCUGCGAACGGGGAGGCCCUGGAGAGUGUGGCUGAAGAUCGAUUGUGAAAAUGGACGAGCUGGCCUGAACCCCUCCGACCCUGCAGCCCUCCAGCUGGCCAAGGCGAUUGCAGAGGGCGUGACGGAGCUGGCGGGCAUCUAUGCCCACUGCGGCAACUCAUACGGCUGCCACGGGGUGUCUGAAAUCCAGUCCGUUGCCCGGGCCACCACUGAGAUGACCCUGAAGUUCAUGGAAAAGCUGCAGGGAGCUGGGGUGCCCUGCUCGGUGUCUGGCAUCGGCUCCACGCCCUCUUGCAGCCACCCGGUGCCCGAGAUGGGCAGUCUCGGCGAACUCCAUCCAGGGAACUACAUCUUUUAUGAUGUCCAGCAGAUGGGGAUCGGAUCCUGCCAGCUGGAGGACGUGGCCGUCCGGGUCUUGACGCGGGUGAUCGGCCACUACCCGCACCGCAACCAGUUGCUGGUGGACUGCGGGUGGACCGGCCUGAGUCUCCACAGCCUGGGCCAGCUCCCAACGGGCUACGCCCUGGUGGACGGGCAUCCGGACCUCAAAUUGGUGGGGAUGACCCAGGAGCAUGGGAAAAUCGAACCCAUCGCCGGGCAGCUGGACUUUCCCAAGUUCCCUCUGGGCAGCCUGCUGGCUCUGGUCCCAUAUCACCGGAGGCCGCGUGGUGGAGACGUGGAAGCCGGUCCGAGGCUGGUAAAAAGACAACGUAAAGAAGGUCUGCGGAAGAACAGCUUGAUCUUUUCUCUCAGAAAAACUAGAUGUUCUCUUGAUGCUCAGUGGAUGCCCACAACUGUUUGGCACCCCAGAGCUUUCAGACUCUUGCAGAUGGCACAGGAAUCUGCGUAGCAGGCUGAGGUUGGCAAGGACUGAAUUGGGCACAUGCUUAGCUGCACAAUGCAUGUAAAAUUCACUCUGUUGCUACUCCGUGUCGGGCUGGGAGACCAUGAACGGUUGCUUAUAAAGACUUGGCAGCCCUAAGUCUGUACAGGUAGUCCUUGACUUAUGUCCACAACUGGGACCAGAACUUCCAUCGCUAAGCAAGGCAGUUGUUAAGUGAAUGACAUUGUCAUUAAGCAAAUCCAGCUUUCGCCAUUGACUGCUUGUCAGAAGUCAGCUGGGAAGGUCACAAAUGGCGAUCAUGUGACCCUGGGACACUGCACAUAGGUCACUAAACGAAUGGUCGUAUGUUGAGGACUAUCUGUAAAAAAAACAUUGUUUGUGAAAAGAGAGAUCCAUCUGCCAGUAUUGAUUGCAUCAUGUUCUCUAUUUAAAUGUGUGCAAAGUCAUAGAGGAAGGAUCAGAUGGAGGGUUAGGGUUAGGGGACUCCGCAAUGCGAGAUGCAUGCCGGCCAGACGGGCCUCUGCCUGAUCCAGCAUGGUCUCAAACUCAGUUUGAACCUUUUGCAUUUUCCCAAACCAUCUAGCCGGCAUUGGUUUUGCACGGUGGACUACCAGAUGCAUUGAGAAACCCCACAAAUUGGAAACUAAGGCAGCCCUCCCCAGGGGACGGUGAAGAACUGCAAGGGGGGGGUCCCAAAAGGGGCGGAGCUUCAGGCAUGAUGCCACACCUGCCCUCUUGCAGAUUUGUCACCCCCCCAGAGGACACCCCCCCCUUUCAUUGUUGCUCCCGUGCAGGGCCGCAACUGGGGGGGCAAGCGGGGCGUGUGCCCCAGGCGCCGCGCUGGGGGGGGCGCCAAAAUGAGCGCAGAAUCCAUAUUUGCCCCGGGUGACACAGACCCUAGCUGUGGGCCUUCCCCUGUGCCCCCAGUAUUCCUUUCCCCAUACUCAAGGCUGUCCCUAUGCAUUAAGGCCAGGAGCUCGGAGGAGAGACGUGGCCUCUCGGGAAUUGGCCUAGUCCCCGUUCGAAGCCACUGAGACUAGCAGCCAGCCCGGCACCUUGUGGCAGCAGGUUCCGCAGGAUAAGUACCCACAUGGUACAGAAAGAGCCCCCCGCAUCAGCUGGAACUCUACCAAUUUCACCGUCUUCUACCAAUUGGGUGGUUAGGGUUCUGAUGUUACAGGAGAAGGAGAAAAUCUUUUCCCUAGCCAGGGAGGUCAGAAAAGUCAAGAUGGUGGCCAUCACCAUGCAGCUAAACCCCAGCCCCCUUUUUACAGUAUGUGCCUCUUGACUUUUUUGACCUCCUCCCUCUGGAUCCCCCACUAUUCACCCUUUCUUUCCACCCAUGGUUUCAUGAACCUCACUCGCAUCUCUCCAUGAGCAUCGUUGUCCUUGGGGGCAUUUGAGCCCACUGGUCAUCUUGAUGGCACUUUUUUAAAGUUCUCCAGCUCGACAAUGCCCCACUUGAGAGGUGCUGGCCAAACCAGGCGCAGAAUUCAAGAUGCCUUGCAACGGAUUACUACCUGGGCCCCUGGCUGAAGGGUAUUCAAUCUGAUUGAAGCAAAUACUGCUGAUUUUUUUUUAAUAGUAGCAGGUUUCUGGUUGCCAAUUUCUGGAAAAUAAAACCUGCUGGCAUACAAUUUCAAAGGGGAGUGUGCAAAGAAUGUUUCGCGCUAUACAGGUAGUCCUCGCUUAACAACCAUUCAUUUAGUGAUGGUUCGGACUUACAGUGGUUCUGGAAAAAAAACUAUGUAUGACUGGUCCUCAUGCUUACAAGCAGUUUGCAUUUAUGACUGUCGCAGAGUCCCAUGGUCACAUGAUCACCAUUUUCGACCUUGCCAGCCGGCUUCUGCGGAGCACAAUCAAUGGGAAAUCGCAUGAUUUGCUUAGUGACCAUGUGGUUUGCUUAAUGUCGUGGUGAUUCCCUUAACAACUGCUGCAAAAAAGGUCAUAAAGUCAGGUUGGAUUUACUUAAUGACCGCUUCGCUUAGCAACCAAAAUUCAGGUCCCAGUUGUGGUAAUUAAGCAAAGACUAUUUUUAUUUGAACUGCUUUGUUCUUUAAUUGUGCUUUACCUCACUCUUGCAUUUUCAUUCUGUUUAAAGAAAAUCUCAUGAAUAAAGCUGGGGUGUGAUUUUCUCUGCUAUCAGUGGGCAAAAUCCCUUUCAAAUAACAACUGUGCAGUGGCUCAGAAAAAAACUCUCUUUUUAUGGUC
Messenger RNA from Candoia aspera, 3703 nucleotides. RefSeq names its product D-serine dehydratase-like. Gene Ontology annotation, molecular function: D-serine ammonia-lyase activity. Bases 278 to 1498 code for a protein of 406 amino acids. Gene Ontology annotation, biological process: D-serine catabolic process. The record is from RefSeq and is a predicted model, not a curated record. Lineage: Eukaryota; Metazoa; Chordata; Lepidosauria; Squamata; Candoiidae. The transcript has 7 exons.